AUGCCAUUUUCUUUGUAUGAGAAGCUUGGGUUAGGAGAGCUUACACCCACUCGUAUGUCGUUGUCCUUGGCUGGCCGUUCAGCCAAGUAUCCUCGUGGGAUAGUGGAGAAUCUGUUGGUAAAAGUGGAAAAAUUCGUAUUUCCUGUGGACUUUGUCGUUCUUGACAUGGAGGCCGAUGAGAGAGUUCCUAUUAUUCUGGGCCGUCCAUUCCUUAGAACCGCAAGGGCGAUCAUCGACGUCUUUGACGGUAAGAUUUCUCUUCGCGCGGGUGACGAGAUUGUCACAUUAGAGAUAGACAGAGCGAUGCAGCACCCUGGUGGUAGAGACGACGAUAGCGGGCCGUGUCAUUCCGUCUACUUUCUAAACUCUUUCAUAUCUUGUGUCGACACGUGUCUCGAGUACAUCAGUGGGGCCGAUCUAGUAGGUGAGGGAGUUGUUGACGAGCUUGAUGAAGAAGAAGUUGAGGAGUAG
Messenger RNA from Helianthus annuus (common sunflower), 471 nucleotides. RefSeq lists its product as uncharacterized. NCBI's taxonomy places the organism in Eukaryota, Viridiplantae, Streptophyta, Magnoliopsida, Asterales, Asteraceae. The coding region runs from base 1 to 471 and encodes 156 amino acids. The record is from RefSeq and is a predicted model, not a curated record. The transcript has a single exon.